Molecule: messenger RNA, 2461 nt
Organism: Daucus carota subsp. sativus
Lineage: Eukaryota; Viridiplantae; Streptophyta; Magnoliopsida; Apiales; Apiaceae
Product: serine/threonine protein phosphatase 2A 59 kDa regulatory subunit B' gamma isoform
Exons: 3
Coding region: 453-2087 (544 amino acids)
Biological process (GO): signal transduction
Cellular component (GO): protein phosphatase type 2A complex
Molecular function (GO): protein phosphatase regulator activity
Source: RefSeq, a predicted model, not a curated record
AACCACAAUAAUAAAUAAUAAAUAAAUAAAACAAAGAAGAAGAAUAGUAGCGUAUACAAUGGGGAACACAAGAACAAGCUGACGACGACUCGGGCAACACUACCUGAUCUAAUUCAUCUUUUAACUAUUUCUUCUUAAUUCAAAAACAAUUUUAUUUCUUCUUUUAUUUCUAACAAAAUCAAAAUUAGGGUUUGUAUUUCCCGAGUAAAGAUCAAUUGAUCUCUUCAUUUCUUUCAGAUCCCAGUCCCCUCUUCAAUGUUCUUGAUUUUUGAUCAAGAUUUGGUGCUUUUGAUCAAGAUUUUAUGAUAUCUUUUGUGGGUAUCGAUCAUAUUUUGUAAAGGGUUGAGAAUGUAUUGAAUAGUAUGAGUUGCUACUUUAAAGGUGGAAACUUCGUGUUGUAUUGGUCCUAAAGGGGGUUCUUGAAAGGAUCCCAUUUGGGUGUUUUAGUGGAUAUGAUUAAGCAGAUUUUAGGCAAACUUCCUCGGAAGACGUCGUCUAAAUCUUCUAGCAGUAAGGAGGGUGCUUUUGCGUCUGCUAACUCGUCAGGUUUAGUUAGUGGUGUUGUUGGGAAUACUCCUAAGAGUAAUUCUGCUUCUGGGAAAGUACUUAAUACAGAUUCGGGAGCUUCUCAUUCUAGUAAUGGGACACAUGUUUCACAACCAACGAGUACUAGUGUUAAAUCAAAUCAAGGAAAGAAACUAGGGACGAUGGGUUCGGAAAAAGGUCAAGUGAAUAAUAAUACUGUUUAUGAAGCUUUGCCUAGCUUUAAGGAUGUUCCAAGCUCUGAGAAGAAUAAUCUUUUUGUUAGGAAGUUGAAUAUGUGCUGUAUUGUGUUUGAUUUUACUGAUCCUUCGAAGAAUCUGAAAGAGAAGGAUAUAAAGCGACAGACCUUGCUUGAGCUUGUCGAGUACAUUUCGUCGGUGACGUCCAAGUUCAAUGAGAUAACAAUGCUGGAAAUCACGAAAAUGAUUGCUGCAAAUUUGUUUCGAGCACUGCCGAAUCAUGAUAAUAAACUACCUUAUGUAUAUGACCCGGAGGAUGACGAACCGACUUUGGAGCCAUCCUGGCCUCAUCUCCAAAUUGUAUAUGAAUUUCUUUUGAGAUUUGUUGCUUCCCCGGAGACAGAUGCAAAACUAGCUAAAAGAUACAUUGAUCAGUCUUUUCUGUUGAAAUUACUUGAACUCUUUGACUCAGAUGAUCAAAGGGAAAGGGAAUACUUGAAGACAAUCCUUCACCGUAUUUAUGGAAAGUUCAUGGUGCACCGUCCAUUUAUUAGAAAAUCCAUUAACAACGUCUUCUACACUUUUAUAUUUGAGACGGGCCACCAUAAUGGAAUUGCAGAAUUGCUUGAGAUCUUGGGUAGUAUUAUCAAUGGAUUUGCACUUCCCUUGAAGGAAGAGCACAAACACUUCCUUGUCCGUGCACUGAUUCCCCUACACAAACCCAAAUGCAUAUCAAUGUACCACCAGCAACUUUCUUAUUGCAUUACCCAGUUUGUGGAGAAAGAUUUCAAGCUGGCUGACCCAGUGAUCCGAGGUCUACUAAAGUAUUGGCCGAUAACUAAUAGCUCAAAAGAGGUUAUGCUACUUGGUGAGCUAGAAGAAGUUCUGGAAGCUACCCUAGCAGCCGAAUUUCAACGGUGCAUGGUCCCAUUGUUCCAACAAAUUGCUCGCUGCCUCAGCAGUUCACACUUUCAGGUAGCCGAGCGUGCAUUGUUCCUAUGGAAUAAUGAUCACAUAAGGAAUCUUAUUACUCAGAAUCGCAAGGUUAUACUUCCAAUAAUUUUCCCGGCAUUGGAAAACAACACCAGGAGUCAUUGGAAUCAAGCUGUUCAGAGCUUGACAGUGAAUGUUAAAAAAAUCUUUUCCGAUGCAGAUCAAGUACUUUUCGACGAGUGCCUAUCCAAAUUCCAAGAAGAUCAGAUCAGGGAAAAAGAAACAUCGGAGAAACGAGCAUCCACCUGGAAGCGGUUGGAAGAUGUCGCAGCAUCCAACACUGGGAGCAACGAGGCAUUGCUCGACUCUAGUUUUGCUUCCUCUGUCACAGUAUCUACUAGCACAACUUCUCAAGCCAAGACAGGUGGUUGAGGAUAACUCCUUAUGAUCACUCAAGUUGACAUCGUCGACCUGUUGGUGGCCAUACAAGGUAUUCUGUGAGGAUUGAAGACGAAUGAGUGUUGCUUUAAAAUCCCUAGGAAAUCUUACUAAUCACUCUGCGGAUCAAGCAUUGCACAUUAAGGGGCAAUUUUGUGGAUAUUAAGGUUAUUCUGUUUUCAAUUCUUUUCUUGGCUAUUUCUUUUUUGUUGUCAGCCAUGGAGAUGUGUGUAUCAUAAGAGAACUAAUUUUUAAAGCUCGUCUUUCGAAAUUUCUACCAUUAAUGUUAUUUGUGUACCGAAGCGAAGGAAUUGCCCUUUGUACUAGCAAAUAAUUAUGUAUAAUUUGGAUCAUACAUCUUUCUCUUA